Molecule: messenger RNA, 1085 nt
Organism: Lycium barbarum (goji berry)
Lineage: Eukaryota; Viridiplantae; Streptophyta; Magnoliopsida; Solanales; Solanaceae
Product: thioredoxin H7-like
Exons: 6
Coding region: 97-885 (262 amino acids)
Molecular function (GO): protein-disulfide reductase activity
Source: RefSeq, a predicted model, not a curated record
AAAACUCUAAACUCCAACAUUGAGCCAACGAAAAUCGUUCAAGAACCACUAGUUCAAGAACAAAAAUCUUCAAAAAAAAAAAAAACUUGUCAAAAAAUGGGUGCUAACUACUCAACAACUUGGCCUGAAGCUCAUAAUAUGCCAAUAACACCACCAAUAAAGAGAUCUCAAGUCAUUGCUUUCCACUCUUCAACAAAAUGGAAGCUCCAUUUUGGUUCUUUGAAAAAUACAAACAAAUUGGUUGUUAUUGACUUCACAGCUACAUGGUGUAGUCCUUGCAAAUAUAUGGAACCAGUUCUUAAUGACUUUGCAGCUAAAUAUGCAGAUGUUGAGUUUGUCAAGAUUGAUGUUGAUGAAUUAGCUGAUGUAGCUCAGGAAUAUGAGGUUCAAGCGAUGCCAUCAUUCGUGCUAAUAAGGAAGGGGAAAGUUGUCGACAAGGUUGUGGGAGCAGAUAAGGAUGGACUACAGAAGAAGAUUGAGAAACACAGAGCUCAUAAUAUGCCAACCACACCACAAAUCAAGGGGUCUCAAGUCAUGGCUUUCCACUCUUCAACAAAAUGGAAACUCCAUUUUGAUGCUUUGAAGGAUACAAAUAAACUGGUUGUUAUUGACUUCACAGCUACAUGGUGUGGUCCUUGCAAAUACAUGGAACCAGUUAUCAAUGACUUUGCUGCCAAAUAUACAGAUGUUGAGUUUGUCAAGAUUGAUGUUGAUGAAUUAGCUUUAUGGAUGAAUUGUAAACAGGAUGUAGCUCAGGAGUAUGAGGUUCAAGCAAUGCCAACGUUUGUGCUGAUAAAGAAAGGCAAGGUAGUUGACAAGAUUGUCGGAGCAGAUAAGGAUGGGCUACAGAAAAAGAUUCAGAAACACAGAGCUAUCUUCAUCUGAGAAAACCAAAAGCACAUAUGUUUUUACUGGAAUGAUAGUCUCUGUGUAGAAUAAAAUUCAUAUCUUUAUCACUAAGAACUAGCUAUGUACUCAUCUCCGGUUCUUCCUCACUUCUGAUUGUAAAAUUCAAAGAGGAUGAUUUAAGGACUAAUCUUGGUAUAUUGAUUUGAACAAGUAAAAGUCUUUCUGGUUUCACUGUU